This is a messenger RNA of Tachysurus fulvidraco (yellow catfish), 5309 nucleotides long. RefSeq names its product solute carrier family 8 member 2b (gene slc8a2b). Gene Ontology annotation, cellular component: axon; sarcolemma; postsynapse. Bases 1126 to 4017 code for a protein of 963 amino acids. The record is from RefSeq and is a predicted model, not a curated record. Gene Ontology annotation, molecular function: calcium:sodium antiporter activity. The transcript has 12 exons. Gene Ontology annotation, biological process: cell communication; calcium ion import across plasma membrane; sodium ion transmembrane transport. NCBI's taxonomy places the organism in Eukaryota, Metazoa, Chordata, Actinopteri, Siluriformes, Bagridae.
CCUUCAUUAUCCAUGGUACAGUAAGUAUGCUCUUUUCUUUGAAAGAGGGCAAACGAACAUGGUAACGAAACCCCUGGAAUUUAGUGAAUGGGUAGCGAUAGACGGAUGAAUGGGAUAGACAGAUGAACGCUGGGGUGGUGGAUGGUUUCCUCAAACAAAACCAGAGAAGCUUCAUUCUCAGGAGAGGUGCUGCAUGACCGUUCAGAGGGGGUGACUUGGAUGUUCAGAGGUAUUGCAUCUUUGCAAUAACCUCUAAACUGAUUUCUUAUGAUGACCGGAUUCUUUAAUUCAAAGAUACUCGUGAUUGGCUAGGGCUGUUGUGAUUGACAGGGAAGUGAAAACCCCAACCCCGGGAAUGCUCACUUUAGCUCCUACCCUCACUCCCAAUCUCUGGGUGACGGAUUGAAAGCUUUUCUGUUCCCUGACUGUAACCCGGGUCGCUGUGAAGGGAACUCAACGCUUCAUCAUAGCUCCUGCAAAGAAGUGUUCCUGUAGCAUCAAGUUCCCUCACAAGUGAACUACACUGGGUUACAUGCGUAACUUAGUUCCCUGAGACGUUUAGCAUGCCAGAGGUUUAGCAUUGUGCUGUUGUUAGUGCUUGGACCCCACAGGUUCUAUUAGCAAGUGAGUGUUGCUCUACCAGUAAUCUAUCAAUGGUCCCUUAAAGUAGCCAGAAUCUCAGAAUCUCUGUCUCAAAGAGCACAAGCAAGUAACCUUGCGAAGUAUCACAUAGUCGACAGUGAAAGGAAAGAGACAGUGAAAAUAAAGUGAAUCACAUGUCAGUUAAACCUUUAUCGAUUUAGUUGUCUUUGUUUUUCUGCUUGUUUUGUACAUUUUUAGGUCAUAAUUCACAACCACAAGCUUUUCUACUGAGGUGUCAUGUUUGUGGUGUCGAUACCGAAUGUCUUGACAAGUCCCUUGUUGAACGUACAGUACCGCUACUCUAGAAGUGAUAAUGUGUUAGAACGAGGACAUUAAUAUAAACCUGUGAUUAAUUUAAACCUGUGACUAUGUGUUACUAAUUCCCAGUGUUACCUUCUCUGUGUGAUACUCUCUCUCUGUUCAGGUGGGCUGUUUCUUUACCUUUGUUUAACAACACGUCGUCACUGCCUAAGGAUAAAAGCUAUGGCACCAUCUUCUCUCCACUCUGUUGUUUUCCUGCUGUCCUUGUGCCUCCUCCUUUUCUUUCUUCCAACCUGCACUCCAGAGUCCCAAAACGAGGAAGAGUCGACGGUUUCUCCGACAGUGCUGGAGUCGUAUGAUGCAUCCUUGUCCACUAAUGCCAGUUCGAAACGCUGUGGUGAGGCUGUCAAGUGUCAACCAGGUAUCAUCCUGCCUGUGUGGAAGCCUACUGACCCGGAACUUGGAGAAAAGAUCGCUCGUGCUGUCCUCUAUUUCGUCUCUUUGAUGUACAUGUUCCUGGGUGUAUCAAUCAUCGCGGAUCGCUUCAUGGCAUCCAUUGAAGUUAUUACAUCACAGGAGAAAGAGGUCACGAUCACGAUGCCCAGUGGGGAGACGACAGUGGCCACGGUGCGCAUCUGGAAUGAGACCGUAUCCAACUUAACACUAAUGGCGCUGGGCUCCUCUGCUCCUGAGAUCUUACUGUCUGUCAUCGAGGUUUGUGGUCAUGGUUUUCAAUCAGGUGAACUGGGUCCCAGCACGAUCGUGGGCAGUGCUGCGUUCAACAUGUUUGUGAUCAUUGGUAUCUGUGUUUGGGUGAUCCCUAACGGAGAAGUGAGGAAGAUCAAACAUCUGAGAGUCUUCUUCAUUACUGCCUUCUGGAGCAUCUUCGCAUACAUAUGGCUUUACCUUAUACUCGCCGUCAUCUCACCCGGAGUUGUCCAGGUUUGGGAGGCCCUGGUCACACUGUCAUUCUUCCCAGUUUGUGUGAUUCUGGCCUGGAUCGCCGAUCGCCGUCUCCUCUUCUACAAGUACAUGUCCAAGCGCUAUCGAGCUGACAAGAGGACAGGGGUUGUCGUGGAGACAGAAGGGGAUAUGUCCCCUAAAGGAGGGGAUAUGAUCAUGCGUGGGAAGUUUCCAUCGAGUGCGUCAGCUGGAGUCAUUACCCUGGAACACUGCCAAGACGGGCCUAAUAACAGCGCAGGCACCAUGGCAACCCUGCUGAAGUCCAACAGCACCACCAUUAACAUGGAGAGUACAAAAGACCUGGACGAGAGCCGCAAAGAGGUUAUUCGUAUACUGAAGGACCUGAAGCAGAAGUAUCCCAAAAAAGAUCUGGAUCAGCUAAUGGAGCUCGCUAACUAUUACGCCCUGCUACACCAGCAGAAGAGCCGCGCCUUCUACCGCGUCCAGGCCACACGUAUGAUGAUCGGAGCAGGCAAUGUGCUGAAGAAGCACGCGGCGGAUCACGCACGCAAGGCGGUCGCUAAAGACGUCAGCGCAUUUGAGCACGACGAUCACGCCACGUGCAGCCGCAUCUCCUUUGAGAGUAACCACAGCCAGUGCAUGGAGAACUGCGGCACUGUCUCCUUAGCCGUGGUGUGUCACGGGGGAACUGGUGAGAACACCUUUUACGUGGACUACCGCACGGAGGAUGGAACCGCCAACGCUGGCUCAGAUUACGUGUACGGCGAAGGGACGCUGGUGUUUAAACCGGGCGAAACCGUAAAGGAGAUAAAGGUCGGUAUUAUAGACGACGAUAUCUUUGAGGAGGACGAGCACUUCUUUGUGCGUCUGCUGAACCUGAGAGUCGGCGAUGCUGAAGGCAUGUUCGAAAGUGACGAGGCCGGUCAGGGGCCCAAGGGACGCUUAGUAGAACCUCUGGUCACCACGGUGACCAUUUUGGACGACGACCAUGCAGGCAUCUUUACGUUUAGUGAGCAGAUCACACGUGUGAGUGAGAGUGUCGGCACCAUGGAGGUGACGGUGGUGAGAAACUCGGGAGCUCGUGGAACUGUGAUCCUGCCGUACCACACAGAGCCUGGAACAGCGCAGGGAGGAGGUGACGACUACGAGGACGCCUGCGGAGAGCUGGAAUUCACCAACGAUCAGACCACGCAAACCAUUCAGAUUAGGAUCAUUGAUGACGAAGAAUAUGAAGGCAGGAAGAACUUCUCUACAAAUCUUUCUCACCCUUCCUUUUCUGUCUCUCACACUCCUUCAGCUCUGCUGCUCAAUCAAGAGGAGCAGGAAGGGGAGCUCAACACCGAGAAAGAGGAAGCCAAGAGAAUAGCGGAGAUGGGGAAGCCGAUUUUGGGCGAGCACAGCAGGUUGGAGGUGGUCAUCGAGGAGUCCUACGAGUUUAAGAGCACCGUAGAUAAACUGAUAAAGAAGACCAACUUGGCCCUAGUGAUUGGCACACAUUCAUGGAGGGAGCAAUUUGUGGAUGCAGUGACUGUCAGUGCAGGAGACGGAGAAGAUGAAGUAGAGGGACGGGACAAUCCGCCUUCCUGCUCCGACUACGUCAUGCACUUUCUGACGGUCUUCUGGAAGGUCCUGUUUGCAUGCGUUCCUCCAACCGAGUACUGGAACGGCUGGGCUUGCUUCAUGGUGUCCAUCACCGUCAUCGGCCUCCUGACCGCCGUCAUCGGAGACCUGGCUUCCCACUUCGGCUGCACCGUGGGGCUCAAGGACACGGUGACUGCUGUGGUGUUUGUAGCUCUAGGGACCUCCAUUCCAGACACAUUUGCUAGUAAAGUGGCUGCCACACAGGACCAGUAUGCAGAUGCAUCUAUUGGCAAUGUGACUGGCAGCAACGCCGUGAAUGUCUUCCUGGGCAUCGGUGUGGCCUGGUCAGUCGCUGCAGUCUACUGGUCAAUAAAAGAUGGCAGAUUUGAAGUGGAUCCUGGAUCCCUGGCCUUCUCUGUCACCCUCUUCACUGUAUUUGCCUUCAUCUGCAUGGCCGUUCUGCUAUUCAGGAGACGGCCGUCCAUCGGGGGUGAGCUCGGAGGUCCUCGACUUUCACGCAUCCUCACCACGUUGCUGUUCUUUGGUCUGUGGUUUCUAUACAUUCUCUUCUCCAGCCUGGAGGCCUACUGCCACGUCAAGGGCUUCUAGAUCUUUCGUGAUUUGGAGAUCAGAUUUUUACUUCAAACUACACACCAUAAAGACAUAUAACGAGUCGAAGGCAAAGAUACGCUUAGCGACUUGCAAAGCUUUCUGAAGCGCUUUCUGAAGAUGAACAGAUGAAAAAAAUUAGAUAAAGCUGCACACAAACGCUAAGAGAACAGAUACAAGACGCACACAAAAACGCAUGAAGAAUGCUUCGUAUCGGCCACUUUAUAGUACAGUAAAACUUUUAAAAGAGAAUACAAACUUUUACCAUGGGGUCUUAUGAACAAGGAUAGAAGAGUAAGAUAUGAGAAACAAAAAUGGUCCCCAUUAGAAGAUUUAAACGGAUAUAAAAAUAUUCAUUUGUUGUAAAAUCCAAAAGUGACAUUAGUAAAAGUUUCCCAUAAUCAGGAUCGUUUUACACACGUGGGCGUCGUUACGAAUGAUCGGUAGUUAACGGCUCCGAGGUUUUUCUCGAGUAGAAGUUUUUAGACUUGACCACCACCUUUAAACACUUGCCUUUAAGCCUCCAAAAAUAAAUAAAUAAAUCAGGGAUAGAAAAUGUGGACUGAAGAAGCAGAACUUUGCUUUCGCUGCAAUUUGACAUAACGAUUAAACGAACAAACGACACUCUAUCGAAGCUAUAAAACCGUUACGGUGUGAACGGGAUAGAAUCGAACUUUAAAUUCACUAUAAAGCCGUUGUCACGUGUCCACGGUUUGUCACGUGUCCACGGUUUGUCACAUGUCCACAGUCUGACGCUGAGCGAGCACUAAUCUGAAGGGAAUGAAGUGAAACUUUAACUGAAAAUUUUCUGUCCUUAAUGUCAAAGCUGGGGACGACUCCGAUAUCCUCCAUACUACUAACAGUAUUUGUUUAUUUAUUGUGUCCUAUUUAUAUAUUUAAUAUACAUGUAUGUUUGUAUUUACAACCCAAAAGUAACAUUUUAAAAAGGGACACAAGGGGACUCUUAUUAGGCAAGUUGGCCAUUUAUUUUUGUUUCUUUCCGUCAGCGAAGUCUGUUGGCGCUAAUAAUAAUAAUAAUAAUAAUAAUAAUAAUAAUAAUAAUAAUAAUAAUAACUAGUAGCCUGAUUUAAAGCACCAUGACCCUGACCAGGCAGUUACUAAAGAUGUUCUGAGAGAUGAUCCAGAGUCAUGGCUGAACAAUGAUUUUCUGUCCCAUGACUUUUUAUCGUAAUUAGUUGAAGUUCCAGCUGUUUUGAAACCUCACAACCCCCCAAAGUUUUUCUUUACUCCAUCACCAUUAUUGGGGGAGCAGUGGUGGUGAGGGGCGGCGG